CAACCUGGAGAGCUUCUGGAUGGUAAGUUGCUACUGGGCGUAAGAACAAAGCAUCGCGUGACUAAUGCAAAAACUACAGGCUGAAACUCUAAAGUACUUUUACCUUUUGUUCUCGCCCAACGACUUGUUGCCCAUGGACAAAGUCGUUUUCAAUACUGAGGCUCAUCCGUUGCCCCGCUUUGACAUGGGCAAGCUGUUCAAGACCGGUUGGAAGCGGAAGCCGAGAGACGCCAACGGAAAGAUUAUCGUCGAGCAAGCAUGAUAUCAUUGAUGGAGGAUCUCCCUGUUAUGACCGUCAGGGAGGUAUUGUUUAUAUAGUAGCAUGUCUGUGUCUUUGGAGUCUGUCAAAUCCAAAUGGCAUGGCCUGGCGUUGUAUGGGGAGUAAUUUAGGUCCGUACAAAAGCAACUGCAUGAAUCCAAAGUUUGAUUCACUGUCUUCCAGUUGGUUACUGCUCAUCGUAUGUGAGUGGAUAAAGCACCCCGACUCUGUCCAAACAAGGUGCGGAGGGAGCACACCUUUGAUACAAGUGCUUGGAAACUAGAGUCUAACGCCUUGAUCCUUAACAGAGUAA
This is a messenger RNA of Colletotrichum navitas, 572 nucleotides long. RefSeq lists its product as uncharacterized. Gene Ontology annotation, biological process: mannose trimming involved in glycoprotein ERAD pathway; carbohydrate metabolic process. Gene Ontology annotation, cellular component: membrane; endoplasmic reticulum. The transcript has a single exon. NCBI's taxonomy places the organism in Eukaryota, Fungi, Ascomycota, Sordariomycetes, Glomerellales, Glomerellaceae. Gene Ontology annotation, molecular function: mannosyl-oligosaccharide 1,2-alpha-mannosidase activity; calcium ion binding. Bases 65 to 262 code for a protein of 65 amino acids. The record is from RefSeq and is a predicted model, not a curated record.